This is a messenger RNA of Arabidopsis lyrata subsp. lyrata, 2842 nucleotides long. RefSeq lists its product as uncharacterized. Bases 384 to 2582 code for a protein of 732 amino acids. The record is from RefSeq and is a predicted model, not a curated record. The transcript is spliced from 6 exons. NCBI's taxonomy places the organism in Eukaryota, Viridiplantae, Streptophyta, Magnoliopsida, Brassicales, Brassicaceae. Gene Ontology annotation, biological process: protein transport.
GGUGGAGCCACCCGUACCAGAUCAUUUCCACCCAAUUCCCACUAACAACCAGAUGGUAUUAGAUUUGAUUCCCCAACUCCUUAAAGACGCAUUAAUAUAUUUCCGAAAAUACCCUUUAUAACGUUAACAUUAAAAGGUGACAAAACGAAGUCGUUUCUUUCGAGAAAGCACACCACCACCACCACCAUGUUCUCCACAGCUUCAGAUGCGGCUUCUUUGCUUCAAUUUUGAAUACCAAAAAGAGAGAGAGAGAGAGAGAACAACAGAGAAUAAGAAAUACGAGCUGAUCACACUCUCGGAAUCUGGGUUUUCGCUACUGAUUCGUUGAUUUGAUCAUCGUCGUUGUCGUUGUCGUUGUUGCGGAAUCGUCAGAGAUCAAAAAGAUGUUUGAUGGUAUCUUAGGCCGCGGAUUUGCUCCCAAGGGAAAACCACUGAUAAAACUGACUAAGAAUCGGAUCGAUGUUCUUCGGAGAAAGAGAACUGCCACGAUCAAGUUUCUGAAGAAAGAUUUGGCUGAUCUGGUCAUUAACGGUCAUGACCACAAUGCUUUUAGCAGGGCAGGAGGGCUUCUUGAUGAACUAAGGUAUCUGUGGAGUCUUGACUUUGUUGAGCAGACCUGUGAUUUCGUUUACAAGCAGCUCUCUACCAUGCAAAAGACGCCGGAAUGUCCAGAAGAUUGUCGUGAAGCUGUAUCCUCGUUAAUGUUUGCAGCCUCGGGAUUUUCCGAGUUGCCUGAGCUGCGUGAACUGAGGCAAAUGUUUCAUGAAAAAUACACAGAUUCACUUGCAUUGUUUGUCAACCAAGAGCUUGUUGAGAAUAUGUCAUCAAAGCCAUUUUCUCUGGAGCAGAAAGUGAAGUUAAUGGAAGAUGUUGCAUCGGAGUAUUCUAUUCGUUGGGAUUCUAAAGAUUUUGAGAAGAGGAUUGUGAGACAUAAUAGUAUUUCAGUAAAGGAGACCCCAAAAAGCACUUACGACAAGUACAAGCCUGUUAACAGAAACAUGGCCUUGCCAAAAAGAGAAGAGUUUGAAGGUUCUGAAAAUGGGGUUAGCUUGAACCGAAAAAUGGCUGAGGCAUCAGAAAGAAGAGAUCCUUUGUUUCAAUCUGAUAAAGAAAGUUAUCAGAAUGGUCUCAGAGGAAAUCAUCAUGGGCUAACAUCUAAAGAAAGGUCAGAUAAUGUUCGUCACGCCUCCAGAUCCGAAAGCAAGGACAAUAAAGCAGAAAGGAAAGAGUUUUAUUUGCAUUCUAAGCAAGACCCUGCUAGAGAAAAACAUCAACCUAUUUUCAACGAAGGUGACACUAUAGUGAUGAAGGUCAACCGUGAGAAUCUCGGUCAAGGCAAUGGACAUCGGCCUGGUGUAGUUGAUGCGCAUAAGAAAAACGAGGUUGUUGCCUCAGAAAGGAAAGAGUAUUAUAUGCAAUCUAAGCAAGAACCUUCUAGAGAAAGACAUCAACCUAUUUUUAAUGAAGGUGACACUAUCGUAAUGAAGGUCAAGCAUGAGAACCACGUUCAAGGGAAUGGACAUCAAAAUGGUGUAGUUGAUCUGCAUAAGAAAACAGAGGUUAUUGCUUCAGAGAAACUUAAGCCUAGCAGCACCAAAAGAGCCGACAAGUUAGUUAUCGGCUUUAAACAAGAGAGUUUCUUUCAAGGGUACAAACAUGAGAAAAAUGAAGAUCAUGAACAUCAGAAAGAGAAAGAUAAUACCUCAAGACCUCCGAAGCCAAGUAGCAAGUCAAAGAGAGCGGAAUCUAUUGAUCCAGGUUCGAGACAUCGUAAUGAUCUGGAGAGUAAAGAAAAUGCAGUUCUUGUGGGAAAGAGCACGGAAGAAGAUCCAUCUGGUGGUAACGUUAAGGGUGGUGUAUAUGAGAAUGAUUAUGCAAAUCCAGCAAGGAAAGUUGAGGAGCGAGAAACAGAGAGAAUGAAAUCACCCUUCUACAAAUCCCUUCCACCUCCGUAUGUUAAAAAAUCUAGUGCUAAAGCAAGGAAUGAAAAAGCUGAAGCUUCAGAUAAUCCAAAGGCUCGUUUUGGUGGUGAAGAAGGAAAUCAUCCAGACAAUGAUAAGAAUGUUUAUGGGGCAGAUAGAGGAAAUGAAGCAGGUCAUCAUGAAGUGAAUGACAUAGAUAAUCCAUCUCUGAAACGGCGAACUAGCAGAAGAAAACACAUUGUAGAAUCGGGUGGUGAUGAUCAUACAAGAAGCCGAAGAAGGGAAAAUUCAAGGAAAGGCCUUCAAGUCUUAAUUGAUGAGGAUGAGAAGGACAGUGAGGAGAAGCUGAUGGAUAAACUUCUGAUGCAUUACAGUAAAAAACCUUCAAGUUAUGAAAAGGACAAUGUGCAACAAGAAUCCAAAAGCAGACGUACACAUCUUAAAAAAGGUGAAUCUGAUGAAGAGAUGAUGAUUUAUCAACCAGCUCGGUCACGUUCUCUACCCCCUGAACACUUGGCCGGGCCAUCUGAACCUGCAAAAACAUUUGCCCGUGCUGCCUCAUUUCAGCCAAAACGUUCGAGUGAAGCUAAGCACGUUCACCCCAAGUUACCAAACUAUGACGAUUUGGCUGCCAGAUUUGCAGAGCUUAAAGGAAGGUAAAUAUAUGAACAGUUGAUGCCUAGAAACAUAGAAUUAAAUAUCCUGUUACACAUUUUCUUACUUCUUGAUAUACUACUUGUCCCAUAUUGCCAUGUAUGUUGUGUUUUUUAUAAUAGUUGUAAUUGGGAGAGUGACACAUUGUUAUGGACCCAAGAGUUGGUGAUCAUCUCCUUGUUUUUGGAUCAUCCUAUGUAACCGUUUGAAAACAAGGAUCUGUUUAGAAAAAGAGAAAGUGGUUACCACACUGUUUAUUACCAAUU